Wyeomyia smithii (pitcher-plant mosquito) is the source of this 2708-nucleotide messenger RNA. It is a transcript of the gene Qsox1, whose product is annotated as sulfhydryl oxidase 1. Gene Ontology annotation, molecular function: flavin-dependent sulfhydryl oxidase activity; protein disulfide isomerase activity. The record is from RefSeq and is a predicted model, not a curated record. The transcript is spliced from 2 exons. NCBI's taxonomy places the organism in Eukaryota, Metazoa, Arthropoda, Insecta, Diptera, Culicidae. The coding region runs from base 249 to 2240 and encodes 663 amino acids. Gene Ontology annotation, cellular component: Golgi membrane. Gene Ontology annotation, biological process: protein folding.
AAUAGUACUGUCAGCUCAGCGUUAUUGCACGUCAGUCAGUCUCGAGAAAGCAACCGUGCUAAUUUUCAAGUUGAAGUAUUUUGUUUUCCGAAUCUUUAUAGUCCAAACAUUCAAAGCUUUCAGGAGUGUGUAGCAAUUGUGGGAUUAAUUACCGUUUCAUUAGAAUAAUCCUUCUAAUCAACUGGCUUAUAAAUUUGCCCGAUUGACCUCGAAUGGACCAGUCGACAGAAUAACUCGAGUGGUUGGAGAUGGCAAAAUGUGUAAUUAUACUGACCGGGGCAGCUAUUUGCCUGGUGCAACUGCUGAGUAACGUUGAAGGAGCAGGACUUCGAAAUGGCCCCGUAAGCCUGUACGAGCAACAUUUAUUCAAACGGCAAGCCGCCCAAAGUAGUGACAAUGAGGAAAACACAGGCCUCUAUGAUAAGAACGACUCAGUCAUCUCGCUGAAUGCGGCCAAUCUGAAGGUCAAGGUAUUUGACCAACCAUAUGCUUCCAUGGUAGAGUUUUACAACUCUUACUGCGGUUUCUGUCGCCGGUAUGCUCCCAUAUGGAAGCAGUUUGCCAGCGACAUCCUCGGCUGGCAACGGCUCGUCAAGGUUCAGGCAAUUGAUUGCUCUCGGGACGAUAAUAACGCGAUCUGCAGGGAGUUCGAGGUGAUGGCCUAUCCGACAAUUCGGUUCUUCGCACCGUACUACCAGAAUGGCACGCAGAAUAUAGGUGAACCAGUAACGGCUCACGCAGAAGCCGAGCUAACGAACGCUCUGGUUGAGCAUAUGCAAAAUGUAACCAAUAAACCUCCAGGCUGGCCCGACUUCAGGCCUAUAGAAGACAGCGAUCCAAGGCAGGAUCUUUUUCACGUCGCAGAAUCCGGAGCCGCUCCGCCUAAAUACGCUUACAUAGUCAACGAAAAUGAACCGAACGAAACCACGGUAGGCAGUCAGGUCAUUCUAGACCUACUGGAUACACAACUGGUCGUGGUGAAACGAGCCAAAAAGAAAUCAGAACCCAGUGGACUGAAAGCUAUCAUCGGGGAAACAAUGACCGAGAUCAAGUUACCGAUCGACGAGUUCAGUCGAAGUAAGGUGACGGCCACGAUUCGGAAACAUUUAAACGAGCAUCAUAUUAGAGUGACGGAGGUGGCCACAAAGGCGAACAAUAAGGAACAUACAUCCGAGCAGAACAUCGCCGAAGUGAUGGAGCAAAUGCAGGAGGAAGCGCUUCGUGAAAAAAUCAAACAACUUGGGCCAGCUGUAGUAUAUCAAGCUGAUCUCGAAGAGGUUCUUAAGUUUGCACUUUUCCACGAAGUACCACGCUUCAAAAAAAUCGAUGGCGAGCGACUGUUGGCUUUGCAAAGGUUUAUGAACGUCCUUGUGCGUUAUUUCCCACUGAAUGACAACGGGAUGAAGUUUCUGAAGGAGGUUCGUCAGUACGUGUUAAAUUCAGAAACAGAGGUAGUUGCUGAAGAAUUCGCAAAUCAUAUUACUCAGUUGGAGAAAAAUCGACAUCCCGUAUUUUACUCGAUCCAAUGGAUGGGCUGCUCCAGUACCAAGGAUGGACUCCGGCGUUAUCCUUGUGGGCUGUGGACUUUAUUCCACUACAUGACCGUACAAGCUGCGGAAACGGAGAUAUCAACAGAUCCACUGGAAAUUCUACAGGCAAUGCAUGGAUACAUCAAAUAUUUCUUCGGAUGUUCCGAUUGCUCCAAUCACUUCCAACAGAUGGCUGCGCGUAACAAGAUCUGGAACGUCACCAGUAAAGAUGACGCUAUCCUAUGGCUAUGGGCCAGCCACAACGAAGUGAACCGGCGACUGUCUGGCGAUAUCACUGAAGAUCCAGAUCACCCGAAAAUUCAAUUCCCUUCAGUGGAUGCAUGUCCCGAGUGUCGCAAACAGAAACUUACCAACCAUCACAACCACCGCCAGUACACUAUUGACGAUGAGCAGGAAUGGAAUCUGAUUGAGGUGUUACGCUUCUUGAAGCGAGUAUAUGCCGUCGAAAAUCGAAACCAGCUUGGACUCCGGGAGCCAAACUUGCUACCACCUGUACUGGCCUACACCGGUGUGGCCGACGGGUUCUAUUCGAACCGAAGUUUAGGCAGCGUCCUUAGCGAAAUGGACAUUCGAAUGGGGGCACUACUUUACAUAAUGUGCAUUGUUAUGCUUCUGGUGGCCGUCAAAAUGGUGAUCAGACGGCGUUACCGUAAGAAAAUGUACGCACAUGACGUUCUAGGCAAAGUGUAAGAAAACAAAACUUUUUGAAGGUCAAGAAAAAUGACGCUGCUCAGAAACUUUUCAAAACGGAUAUAUUCUCAACCUCAGACCGUAAUCGUUUCGGCGUAAAAUUGAAAAUCCACUAUUUCAAAUAUUUUUUAUCAAUUCCUAGUCUGAUGAAAGGUAACUAAUUAUUCGCGUUGAUGGUGUUGCUGAUAUUUGUUUGGUUUUUGCAUGCGAAAAAGAAGGAAGGAAAUAUUUUUGCUUUUGUCAUCACGCACAUUUUGACAAUUGCAUAUGAGAGUUCACGUAGGUGCGAACAGCCUUCGAAAUCUCUUUCAACGCGAAUAACCCGAAUACGACUACCAAAUGAUCAUUUCUUUCAGUCUAUUAAGUGAGUUCAAAACACCCAAACGGGUGAAAGCAUGUUUGUGAUCUAAGUAGGAAGUAUAAAUAAAUUGUUUUAUUGAAAUAACAACAUUCCAACAGAAGAACGAA